AUGUCGACUGAACAUGACGAUGAUUUUGAAUCCGCUCAACCAAAUUAUAAAAUAGGAGAUAAGAAAACUAUUGAAGAAUAUAACAAUUUGGAUUCUAAUGAUGAAUCACUUAAAAAAUGGAAGGAAUCUCUUGGUUUGGGCAAAGCGGCAGAAGGCCCAAAAGAUGACCCUCGUAGAGUGGUAAUUUUGAAACUUGCUUUAGAGGUUGCUGGUAGAGAAGAUGUUGUCUUAGAUUUAUCACAACCAGGCGCGCUAGAUAGAAUCAAAGAACAACCAUUUAUUAUUAAAGAAGGUGUUGAAUUUCGUAUGAAAGCUGUAUUUAAAAUCCAACAUGAAGUUGUUUCAGGUCUUAAAUAUUUACAAGUUGUUAAAAGAAAAGGAAUCAAAGUUGAUUCAACUAGUGAAAUGAUUGGAAGUUAUGGACCAAAUGAACAACCUUAUGAGAAAAAGUUUAUGGUGGAAGAAGCUCCAUCUGGUAUGCUAGCUCGUGGACAUUAUGAAGCAAAGAGUAAAUUUGUUGAUGAUGAUAAUGUUACUCAUAUUCAAUGGAAUUGGGUAAGCGAUUUUUGA
Messenger RNA from Entrophospora candida, 570 nucleotides. NCBI's taxonomy places the organism in Eukaryota, Fungi, Glomeromycota, Glomeromycetes, Entrophosporales, Entrophosporaceae. The record is from the annotation of a GenBank genome assembly.